Messenger RNA from Chara braunii, 1291 nucleotides. NCBI's taxonomy places the organism in Eukaryota, Viridiplantae, Streptophyta, Charophyceae, Charales, Characeae. The record is from the annotation of a GenBank genome assembly.
CCCGUCGAGACUCGCUUCGGUACGCAUGUGAUUAUGAUGCGACGACUUCUUCUGCUGCAAUCACAUCUUAUGCAGGUGGUCGUUGAUGAUCGAUGGAAGGACACUGUUUGGUCAACGAAGAAGAUUCGAGACGACGCCGCGGAGGUCAUAGCAUGUGUCGGUUGUCCUCAAUGGUGGGAGGAUAUGAGAACGCUGUGCAAGUUGUUGGAUCCCAUCAUGGACAUGCUGCAGAUGGUGGAUAGCGACACGAGGCAGAUUGGCAAGAUUCUGCGUCGGUACGACGAGAUGAUCGCGCGUUGUUUGUCUGCAUGUGCCGCUUUGGAGAUGGACGAGCAGGACGCGCUGCUUGAAGUGUUUGACAKACGMCGCAYCAUGUUCAAGUCGCYUGCUCAUGUUGCUGCCACGAUGUUGGACCCCGAGUUUCGAGACCGCACGAUGCCAGAUGACGAGGAGAUGCAGCACGGUUUGAAACUCGCUCUGAUUCAGUUUGGGUACCCGGAACAUUCGGAUCAGCAUAACGAGGUCCUCACUGCCAUUGACAAGUUCCAUUCCAGGGAGCCGUCGUUCGACGAYGUGGCCAUGGACCGGGCGGCGAGGAGCUAUACCCAUCCAGCMUGUUUCUGGGAGUCGAAGGAGAAGAGGUUCCCGCACACGGCCUUCUUCGCUGGCAGGAUACUGCGUAUUGGAGGUGGCGCGGGCCGAGAAGCUCGUGCGAUGCCAUUGGAACCUUCGGCUCCUCGACAGGCAGACUAUGUCGGACAGAUUGCACCUGACGGCGACGCAUUGGAUGUUGGAGGGAGGGAUGCAACGACGACGGAUAUCGUCGGCAGGGAGGGCAYAGGGAAUGCAGUGGCAGGUCAAAAGAGACGCGGCAGUGUACUUAUCAUCCACGACGACAACACAGAUGUCGCCCCGGGAGAGACCACAGGCACUGAUGAUGCAGGGGACUCCGAUUACGUACCCAAACCACGGGCGACAGAUGGAGAUGAUGGAGGAGGGCGACGAGUGAGAUCGAGGACACGACUCGGGCCGCAAGGGCAGCGAGCACAUGGCACACCAUCGGCGAUAAUUCCUGCCCCCAUAGAUCGGCGAGCUCAGGCGCAGCGGUUGCUGCGCAAAAUGGAGGCCACUCUUCAACAUACGCACGGGUUAUCGCUUGACCGCGAAGAGUCGGAGACUCAGAGACAGUGAGAGAGGGAGGGAGAGAGAGAGAGAGAGACAUAGAGAGAGAGAGAGAGAGAGAGAGAGAGAGAGAGAGAGAGAGAUUUAUCAGACACUUGCGCUGGUUGCG